Molecule: messenger RNA, 795 nt
Organism: Aspergillus japonicus CBS 114.51
Lineage: Eukaryota; Fungi; Ascomycota; Eurotiomycetes; Eurotiales; Aspergillaceae
Product: kinase-like protein
Exons: 6
Coding region: 1-795 (264 amino acids)
Biological process (GO): regulation of mRNA processing; spliceosomal complex assembly; protein phosphorylation
Molecular function (GO): ATP binding; protein kinase activity
Source: RefSeq, a predicted model, not a curated record
AUGCUUCGAACCAGUGCAUCGACAUAUGUAGUUCUAAAGCGAGAACUAGACAUCUACAAGCACAUCAAUUCGGUGGAAGCACAACAUCCCGGGAGAAACUUUAUUCGUAAACUCCUCAACUAUUGUUAUCUCCAGGGCCCUCAUGGCUGUCACAUCUGUCUUGUUCACGAGCCUCUAGAAAUGACUGCGGAUUUUCUGCCUGCUAUCCGACAGCUACUUGUUGCCCUGGAUUUCCUGCAUUCAGAGCCUAAUGUCGGCACAGAUCUCCAGCUAAAGAACUUACUACUUCCCGGCCCGGAGACAAGCCAUCUUUUCCAAUUCGAAGAGUGUGAAGUUGCAAACCCAACACCCCAAAAGAAGCUUAAAGAUCGAACAAUCUACAGGUCUUUAGGUUUUCUUCCUCCAGGCGGACUGCCAAUUCUCGCUGAUUUUGGGGAAGCUCGAUUUGGCGAUGAAAAGCAGAAUGGCGAUAUUAUGCCGAAUGUUUAUAGAGCUCCGGAAGUGAUUUUGAGAUCGAGCUGGGACUACAAGGUAGACAUAUGGAAUAUCGCUAUGGUCGCCUGGGAUAUUGUUAGCUGUCGCACCCUGAUCAAUGGCAAAAACCUAGAUGGCAUAUUUAAUGAUAGGGUCCAUAUGGCAGAAUUGAGACACCUCAGCUCGGCCUUCUGGGAUGAAUCGGGGAAGUGGAAGGAAGUUGCCCCCAUUCCAGAUAUUACCCUCGAGAGCCUGGCCUCGGAGGUGGAGGGGAAGAUAAAGAGGGAUUUUUUCCGGUGGCUCCGGAUGGCCUUGCAGUGA